AUGAAAGUAAUAUUCUAUGAGUUUGACCCUCUGUUUGUUUACGAGGACCCGACAUUUAAAAGCUACCAUGUUUUUCUUAAAGUUACUCCAACCACAGGAGUAAGUAGGGCAAUCAAAGCGAAGAAGUUGAAUUUUCAAUAUAUCGGUCCAUUCCAGAUACUGGAGAGGGUUGGACCAGUGGCGUAUCGGAUGGCUCUACCACCCCACCUUUCAAACCUGCACGACGUAUUUCACGUAUCGCAGCUUCGGAAGUAUACUCCUGAUUCUAGCCAUGUGCUAGAACCUAAAUCUGUUCAAUUAAAAGAAGAUUUGAUGCUUCCAGUGGCUCCGGUCAGAAUUGACGAUACGAGUAUCAAAUGGUUGCGUAGAAAAGAUGUUUCGUUAGUCAAAGUGGUAUGGAGUCAAGCCGGUGUUGAGAUUUUUGGCUCUUUGAUGUUAUAG
Arachis stenosperma is the source of this 441-nucleotide messenger RNA. RefSeq lists its product as uncharacterized. The transcript has a single exon. The record is from RefSeq and is a predicted model, not a curated record. NCBI's taxonomy places the organism in Eukaryota, Viridiplantae, Streptophyta, Magnoliopsida, Fabales, Fabaceae. Bases 1 to 441 code for a protein of 146 amino acids.